AUGCCUGGCGGUACCAGCAUGGCGAUGUCGGGGUCAAGGCCGGGAGGUGGCAGGCGGUCCAGAGCCACAUGCAGGCGGGAGGACUCAGGCCCACCAACUUUGGAGACUCAGUAGGUGCUCUGUCCUCUGCCUCCACCCUGGAUCCCCUCCCCUCAGCUGGGCCGCUGGCCCGGCCACGCACCCUGCUACGUCAGCAGAGUCUCCAGCAGCCAUUCAUCCACCCACCUGCCCCAAGCCUCACCCAGCUCCCACCCACCUCCUCACAGAGUCUGGGAGAGCUAUACCAGGUAACCCCGCCGGGGCACGGCCAUCCUGGGGGAGGCGGGGGCAGUGAAGGAGGUGGGGUAGGAGGUGGGGUAGGAGGUGGGGGCACUCGAGGAGGUCCCAGGAGGGUGCGAGGGAGCCCUGCAGGGGCAGGCACUUCACAAUACAGAGGAGGAGGAGGAGGAAGAGGAGGAGGAGGAGGAGGAAAUCCUGGCUCCUGGGAUCACAUGAUGGGCCAGUUGAAAAACAGAGGCCUGGAUGCCAAGUCCUUCCUGUGA
Oncorhynchus keta (chum salmon) is the source of this 542-nucleotide messenger RNA. Its product is annotated as translation initiation factor IF-2-like. The transcript is spliced from 2 exons. The record is from RefSeq and is a predicted model, not a curated record. Lineage: Eukaryota; Metazoa; Chordata; Actinopteri; Salmoniformes; Salmonidae. Bases 69 to 542 code for a protein of 157 amino acids.